Protopterus annectens (West African lungfish) is the source of this 2832-nucleotide messenger RNA. RefSeq names its product serine/threonine kinase 16 (gene STK16). Gene Ontology annotation, cellular component: Golgi apparatus; cytoplasm. Gene Ontology annotation, biological process: protein phosphorylation. Gene Ontology annotation, molecular function: protein serine/threonine kinase activity; ATP binding. The transcript has 8 exons. The coding region runs from base 539 to 1456 and encodes 305 amino acids. Lineage: Eukaryota; Metazoa; Chordata; Ceratodontiformes; Protopteridae. The record is from RefSeq and is a predicted model, not a curated record.
CGAGAGCGUGGGCGGAUUUUCUGCUACGGGUCCCGGGGGAAUUAAAAGUACAUUUUUCUUGUUAUCGUUAAGUACUAAGUUACUAUGUCUUACCUGAUAACUGCUAUCGAACUUAGUCGUACCAUGUAAUUUAAUGGUUUAAAAAAUUAAAUCUGGUAGUGUAACUAUAAAACACGUUAACUGCCAGUGUAGUAAAGAGGGCUAAGGUAGUGAAGCAUUUCUGAUUCUUUAAUUUAUACAUAAGACGAAUUUUAGUUUAGGAUACGAGGAUGCCCUUCAAAAAGCUGUAUUAGAGGUGUUAAAGGAAGAGUAGCAGGAAAAAAAUGGUGCCUUAUUAUUUCCUUGCGUCAUAAAAAAAAAAAGACUUGGAAAAAGUACUCCGUGCUUCACGAUAAACUGAUACCGGGGGCGGGACUAACUGGCAAGGUGGGUGGUACUGUUUGAUAACCUGGAAUCCGUCAAAAUAAAAUGUCCUGGGACAUCACUACAGGCUGACUUGUUUCGUUUUUACCACUAAGUGAAGGAUGAUCCUUUAAUCAUGGGUCAAGCUCUCUGCAUCUGUUCUCGGGGAACGGUUACUAUUGAGAACAAGAAAUAUUUCUUCAUACAGAAAUUAGGAGAGGGGGGAUUCAGCUUUGUGGAUCUUAUAGAGGGACAUCAUGAUGGGAAGUUCUAUGCUCUAAAGCGAAUCCUCUGCCAUGAUGAGGAGUGUAGAAAAAAAGUUCUUCAUGAAGUAGAAAUGCAUCGCUUGUUCAAUCAUCCGAACAUCCUACAGCUCACGGCACAUUGUUUCAUAAAGAAGGGGCAGAAAUGUGAGGCUUUGCUGCUGCUCCCUUAUAUUUCGAGUGGCACCUUGUGGUCUGUGCUAGAAAAACUAAGAGACGAGAACAGUUACAUGCCAGAGGAGAGAAUUCUUCACAUACUUGAAGGAAUCUGCGUGGCGUUGAAAGUCAUCCAUGACAGGGAUUAUGCACAUAGAGACAUUAAGCCAACCAAUGUAUUGCUAGAUGAAGAUGACAGACCAGUUCUAAUGGACCUUGGAUCCAUGAACAAGGCUCGUAUUGAAAUCAAGGGAUCCCGUGAAGCUAUGAUUAUUCAGGACUGGGCGGCUGAACACUGUACAGUUUCUUAUCGUGCCCCUGAGCUGUUUGCUGUUAAAAGUCAUUGCAUCAUUGAUGAGCGCACAGAUAUAUGGUCUCUAGGAUGUGUACUGUACUCGAUGAUGUUUUUGGAAGGACCUUAUGACAUGAUUUUCCAAAAGGGAGACAGUGUGGCUCUGGCUGUACAGAAUGCUGUCACAAUUCCGGCUGACUCUAGGUACUCUCUAAGUCUUCAGCAUCUUCUUUCUUCUUUAAUGGCUGUGAAUCCACAAGAGAGGCCCAGCAUAGCAUGGAUACUGAAUCAAGUAAAACAGCUUCAUCCAGUCAUCAUUACCCAGAAUUCAUGCAGGACAUGAUAUUUUUACAUCAAAAACAUUGAUCAUCUGGCUUCAGAAACUAAGAAUGUCCAUAUACGUUGUAGCAUGGCAUGACAAUUUCAUUAUUUUGAGUUGUACACCUUGUGCUGAACUGUGAUACCUAAGGUGUCUUUUUUAAGUAUUAUCAUAGGAACCUGGCAUAGCAUAUAGCAGCUGGCCCUAAAAUUUAAUUGAAACACACUUUCCAGAGGCACAUUUAUAAAAUACUCUACAUUUAGACAAUGAUGUUUCAUUGCAUUGUCAUUGAUGUUUUUUAGAAAGCAAAAAGUCUUAUUUAGUAACAAGACCAAUAAAAAUGUACCUCAGCUAGUCUGCUGUUCUAAACACUUGGGUACAAGUUUUGCUUAAGUGAGCUAGGAAUGUCAAAUUAAAUCUAAAAAAAGUAGAUAUACUGCUCUGUUGUAAUGGAGAGAGAGAGAGAAAGCCCAGACUACAGCACAGCUAACCUGGGUUUGACUAAUAGCCAAGGUGUCUAGCUGGUAUGGGAGGAUGGGUAUGCCUGUUACUAGGGUGUGCCACAGUUGGUUCCCUUACAGGACUGGAAACCGUCCCUGCAUCAGCAGCCGUUCCACCUAUUGGGAGUGGCAUUGGUGGUAGCAUAUUGUGUCACUCCCUUCAGCAGGCAGUUAUGGAAGUCACAGCUGCAGUAUGGAUGGGUGUUGGUUUCCUUAGGUGCAUAAUCUCAAACUGGCACCGCAUCCAUUACACAAAACAUUCAUCUCUAAGGGUAAUACAUGGGUUGACUGGCCUGCCACCAUUGUCAAGAAAUGAAUGGGCCCAUAGGGCUGUCAUCCUGUCCAAUAAAUAAAUGAUUAAGCUUGGUUCCUGCCCCUUGGAGGAAUAAGUGGACUAUUUGGAGGAGCAAUUUACAUGGGGGGAGUAGAAUUACUUGGGUUUGGGUCACAGAUUCAGUGUUAUCAAACUUUUUCUAUAGAGCUGAACUCUGUUCUGUAUUUGUAGAUUCAUUCAGCUAUAAUCUCUUGGAUGGGUGUGAGGUUUAUUAUGGUGUUUUUGACCGUUCUACACUGAAGGACUAGAUGUCAUCACUGAUGAUUUGAAGUAAAAAAAAGUUAUAUCUGAAAUGGUCUUAUUUUGAAGCUCAAGUCUGAAAAGUUAACUUGCAGCGUAGAACAGAAUUUGAAGGUGUAUUUUAAAAUACUUAAAUUUCUUCUUCUUUUUUGCACCAUAUCAUUUUCCUUUUCAGACAUUUGAGCUUCAUUUAUGUACUGUUAUUUUCAUCACAACCAACAUAAAUCAGUUUAUUGUGUGGUCUGCUAUGCAGAAAAGAGUGCAACAAAGCUGAGCUGUUUUGGCAGUUGUAACUAACAAGAAUUUUUAUUAAAUAGCUAAUUGAG